Molecule: messenger RNA, 426 nt
Organism: Colletotrichum truncatum
Lineage: Eukaryota; Fungi; Ascomycota; Sordariomycetes; Glomerellales; Glomerellaceae
Product: idi-2 precursor
Source: RefSeq, a predicted model, not a curated record
AUGAAGUUCACCUCCACUACCAUCCUAGCUCUCGCCGCCCACCUGGCUCCAAUUUCUGCCGGUGUCGCUCCUACGGCUGCCGAGGAAUGCGGUGCCCUUGGUGUCAUGUCUUCAACGGAUGCCGCUAUCGAAGCUGGUGUUAACCCCUCCGAGAUCCGCAAGUGCAAGGAGCAUCCACUGUCCCUUGUCAGCCGCGAAGAGACAAACCUAUUUGCUCGAGACUGCUGGUGGGGUGACGACUACGGGUGCACUGACAACUACUGUUGGCAGAAGUGUAAUCCCAAAGAGGGCCAUUGGUGCUGGACGGCAUGGGGUAACGGCUUUGGUGAUUGGAGGAAAUGCCAGAAUAAGGGAGACUGCAACCCUGGUACAAAGAACACUGCUUGUGGUCAAGGCAACUGCGAGAAGUGCGGCUGCAGUUGCUGA